GUAUUCAUAUUCUUUCUCCUGGGAAAUAGGGUUAUCCACACCCACUACCAAUUUUUUUAGGCUGAAGUUUGAAUUUCCAUUUCAAAUUGAUUAAAGAGAGUCACAUAAGGAUCAAUUGAGUCAUGGCGGAAUAUCAAAAAACAAAAGAAACGCAUCUGAAGAACACACAGCACAGAGAAGGAAGCAGCUAAACGAAGAGGAAGAUGAAGGCGUUAGGGUAUUGGCUAAUGGUGGUUGGUUCACUGAGAUUAGCUUCAGUUUGGUUUGGUUUCUUCAACAUUUGGGCUCUUCGUCUCGCUGUCUUCUCUCAGACCACCAUGAGUGAAGUUCAUGGACGUACGUUCGGAGUAUGGACACUCCUGACAUGCACCCUCUGCUUUCUUUGUGCAUUCAACCCCGGGAACAAACCGUUAUACCUGGCUACGUUUCUCUCAUUCAUCUACGCCUUGGGCCAUUUUCUGACUGAGUACCUCUUCUACCAUACAAUGACCGUCGCCAACCUCUCAACCGUGGCCUUCUUUGCAGGCACGUCGAUUGUGUGGAUGCUCUGGGAGUGGAACUCCCUUGAACAACCGCACUCCAAACUUUCUUGAUGUUUUUUCAAGAAGACAUGUAACUGAUUAUUUCUUCUUUGAAACUUUUUUCUAAGAGUUGGAAUCAUCUCCUCCGGCUUUUUGCUCGGAUUCCUAAAGCUGUUGAUUUAUAUUUCAUCUUCCAUCUUUGAUAAGAGUCUUAAGGAGACUUGUAGGACUUGUCAUCUUCUAUGGCUCAAAGUUGUCAAAUCAUGUAUUGUAUGACAUCUACUGCAGCUGAAUUGAUUGUUUUCACUUGUAAUGUUUUCCAAUUGUGAGCGAUAAAUCUUUGUA
Molecule: messenger RNA, 866 nt
Organism: Raphanus sativus (radish)
Lineage: Eukaryota; Viridiplantae; Streptophyta; Magnoliopsida; Brassicales; Brassicaceae
Product: ergosterol biosynthetic protein 28
Exons: 4
Coding region: 204-593 (129 amino acids)
Cellular component (GO): membrane; endoplasmic reticulum
Molecular function (GO): protein-macromolecule adaptor activity
Source: RefSeq, a predicted model, not a curated record